This is a messenger RNA of Sphaeroforma arctica JP610, 440 nucleotides long. RefSeq lists its product as hypothetical. Lineage: Eukaryota; Ichthyosporea; Ichthyophonida. Gene Ontology annotation, molecular function: P-type transmembrane transporter activity; nucleotide binding. The annotation marks the transcript as partial. Gene Ontology annotation, cellular component: membrane. The record is from RefSeq and is a predicted model, not a curated record. The transcript is spliced from 3 exons.
UGUAUUUAUUCUGUACAUAUCAUAUUAUCCGUUCCUAUACCUGGCUAUGGACCUAUAUUGCUUUUGACACUCUUCAUUCACUUCAAAACCAGUCUGGUGACGCGAAACAAGAGUUUGUUAUCCUCAAACGCUUUGAAUUCGAACACGAGCGCGGUACUAUGUGUGUCAUUGCCCUGGACACCAAUACGUACAAACUCUAUGUCUUCUGCAAAGGUUCUGUGGAGAAGGUUACGCAGCUGUGUAGGCCGAGUGGCAUACCCAAUGCAACAUCACAUGUGGUCAAAAGCGCAGCAAAAAGGGGUGCGUAUGUAUUGGCCGUGGCCCACAAAAUGCUGGGCACAGUCCCCGAGCCCAAUCUUACCACAGAACAGAAACGAGCCACACGUACGUUUAUUGAAGGACGAAGGCUAUUAGGACUAUUCAUGUCUGUGUAUUUGUGA